AGACUCCAGUGAAUUAUUUGGAUUCAGAUAAUCCCUCUCCCACGUUACCAUGAAGCAGCUGAUAAUAAUAAUGCUGAUAAUCUGCGCAGUCGCGGCAAAAAUAAAGGAUAUGGAAAAGUCUAACGCAGAGCUAUGUUGCUGUUAUAACCGUUGCUGUACAUGUCGCAAUAAGGAAGACAAGGUACGCCAUGUUACUAAGAAGGAAACAUAUAUAGAUUGUUAUACUAUAAUAUUUGGCAAGCAGCUUCAACCAUUUUAUUAUUAAUUCAUUAUUAAUUAAUUCUAUUAUAACAACAAAGUCAAAUGUUUCAAACCAGUAAACCCCCAGGGAGUUUUCAAACAAAAAUAUUUGGUGCCUAAACUCACUGGUGCUGAUAUACAGAACUAAUCUCAAAGUAUUUAAAGGGUUAUUUUAAUCCUUUGCUGCAAUUAGACUUUGAAGGCCUACAAUGCCCUUUUGGGCUUUGCUAUUAGGUCGCCCCUCUUGAAAUGUAAAAAAAAUAGUGUAAUUAGUGUGAUCAGCUCCCAGCGCAGAUCACCCUCCUCCAUCUGAUGUCAGCCUUGCACAGUCCAAUCACAGACUUCUCAUAGAGGGAGGAGGAAGAGGGAUUUUGUGAAAGAGGGAAUUCUAAUUAAACCUAAAAUAAAUAAAGUAACAGUAUUUGCAGUGUUUCAAGCUGAAUCCCUACACAUUCAGCACCUACCACCACAACCACUUCAAAUUGCUCAUGGUGGUUGGAGAAACCCAUUACAUAGAAUACACAUUUUAGAGCUUAACAAAAUUUGAUUUGCUAUUGAUUCUGUUUGUAUUUUCUCAUGCAUUUUGACAAGGAUUUAGCAAAAUUCCUUUUUAUUAUGAUCUUUGACGUGCCAUUUGUCACAAAGCCCUCCUUUUUUUAUUUCGCUGUGUGUCAGAUAUAAGUAUGUGACGAUAAGUAGUUUUACUAGAUAAUAAAUAUAUAAAUUAUUAUCCAUUCUUCAGUUGGUUUUACAUAAAACUCUUCUCUCGCUGUAGGUAAAAACCAACGAGGAUUUAGGAUCUGGUGACGAAGCCAAUCAAGAGUCUGCUGCUAAUAAUACGCUGAAAAUUACUAGUCCUUUAAAAACUGCAGCCCUCGAUGUGUUUGAUUGCAUGUUAUAUAGAAUCCAGAAUUGUGCCUGAUACAAUGUAACAACACUGUAUUAUUUAUUGAUCACAUACGUGUACAAAGACAAACGGAGACAGGAAUCAAACACUGAUUAUUUUCUUUUUAUUCAAUAAAAUACAUGCAAUGUUUCCCC
Molecule: messenger RNA, 1281 nt
Organism: Pelobates cultripes (western spadefoot toad)
Lineage: Eukaryota; Metazoa; Chordata; Amphibia; Anura; Pelobatidae
Source: the annotation of a GenBank genome assembly